GCUCUGUAGUCAAGAAACCUGGGGAUCGCAAGUAUGCAGGAGGAUCCCGGGGCUCCCUUGCCCCAUUCCCAGAGUGAAAUCAUGCCCUCCAGCUCUUCGGGGUCCACCGGGAAGUCCCCUCAUGGGCUAUCCUCAUCCAGGCCCUCCCACGGUCUUACCUUUGCCCUCUCUAAUCGCUGGGAUCUGCUCCCGGCCUCCAUGGCUGUGUUUAAAGUCCACCUCUGGGGAACACAGGCUGACUGUUCCGAUAAGCCCAGGCACGGGGCUGUGUGUGUCCCCAGGCUUCCUGGGACCCUGGCUGGGGUGGGGGGCGAGAGCAGCGUCCGACUGGCGAGCAGGAUGAAGCUGCCCUGCGGCUUCUUCCUCCUGUGGCUUGGCCUGGCGGGCAGCCUGGCUCAGAGCGACCCCAGCCCCAAGGGAGAGGAGUCUUACUCGGACUGGGGCCUUCGGCACCUGCGGGGCAGCUUCGAGUCGGUCAACAGCUACGUGGAUUCCUUCAUGGAGCUGCUGGGAGGCAAGAACGGAGUCUGUCAGUACCGGUGCCGAUAUGGAAAGGCGCCGAUGCCCAGACCUGGCUACAAACCUCAGGAGCCCAAUGGUUGCGGUUCCUAUUUCCUGGGCAUCAAGGUACCAGGAAGUAUGGACCUGGGCAUCCCGGCGAUGACCAAGUGCUGCAACCAGCUGGACGUCUGCUAUGACACCUGCGGUGCCAACAAAUACCGCUGCGAUGCGAAAUUCCGAUGGUGUCUCCACUCCAUCUGCUCUGACCUCAAGCGGAGCCUCGGCUUCGUCUCCAACGUGGAAGCAGCCUGUGAUUCUCUGGCCGACACCGUGUUCAACACCGUGUGGACCCUGGGCUGCCGACCCUUUAUGAACAGUCAGCGGGCAGCUUGCAUCUGUGUGGAGGAGGAGAAAGAAGAGUUAUGAAGACGCGAUUCUCCCGGGCUUUGAGUGACACCACGACUCCGCUUCAGGGAUGGCGGUGGACAGAGGGGCCGUCCUUUCUUCCAACCCUUUGGAGACUACGGGCUGGAGAAGGGAGACAGCAAGCCUUGUCCUUUGAGGAAAGCUAAGAAAAAAAGGGAUGCAGAGGCUGAAGACUGUCCACUCUAACACUGGUCUCCCAGUCAAGACUCAUGAGCCUGGAAAUUCAGUUCUCAGAACCGCAAGCAGAUACCGUCCGAUCACAAUAGUCACAAGUGAAAUCUGGGGGAGCCCAAACAUUUGGGAGACAAUGACUUUCCUCUGGCCCAUGUUUCAGUCGCCAGUGAGCACCUCACAUUUAAUAAAGUGCACUUUUUAGAAAA
This is a messenger RNA of Peromyscus leucopus (white-footed mouse), 1307 nucleotides long. RefSeq names its product phospholipase A2 group XIIB (gene Pla2g12b). Gene Ontology annotation, cellular component: extracellular region. Gene Ontology annotation, biological process: arachidonate secretion; phospholipid metabolic process; triglyceride homeostasis. The transcript has 4 exons. Gene Ontology annotation, molecular function: calcium ion binding; A2-type glycerophospholipase activity. Bases 34 to 927 code for a protein of 297 amino acids. The record is from RefSeq and is a predicted model, not a curated record. Lineage: Eukaryota; Metazoa; Chordata; Mammalia; Rodentia; Cricetidae.